This is a messenger RNA of Chara braunii, 2714 nucleotides long. Lineage: Eukaryota; Viridiplantae; Streptophyta; Charophyceae; Charales; Characeae. The record is from the annotation of a GenBank genome assembly.
CUGGGACAGAGGGCACUGGACUUUCUCAUGGAAAAGACGAAAAUUACAGCCCCAGUAAAAAUCACAAAGGAGGUUAUUAAGGGGCAGGAGGGAAAGGAGGAGGAAGUCGACGUUUGGGAGUACCCGGAGCAAGAUCUGCAGACGCUACAUGAACUCUACGAAAGGCACGCGGUACUCUUCAAUUUCUCGGGCAAAAAUCGUGAGCUGUCGCUGAAUGAAAAAAGAAAGUGGGUGAUGGAGAGACUAAGGGGGCUGGAGAGCAUUCCAGGCAUUGAGCCAGAAGUUUCAUAUCACAAGCGCGGAAGAUUCACGGUCAUGAUAGAAAGUGUGGACCCGGCUUACGCCCAAUACCUGCGGUCAUUGGGCUCCCUCAGGUGUCAUGGUUCGGUGGUGACGAUCCAAGCAUGGAAACCGCCCCAACCGCCACCAGCGGAGGCUUCAAGGCACAGGCAGUCGAUGAUGAGGGAUAACUACUGGGUGCAGUUUGACAACCUCUCGGAAGGAAUGCACAGCUUCGUGCAGCAGCGCCUGAAGGAAGAGUACCCAAACAAUCCCAUCAUAGAAUGGCUCCCGGCAAAUCCCGACUUCCUUGCUCCAAACCAUGACUCCAGGGUGGCUUGCCUUGAAGUCAAAUCAGGGGCACCACCGAAACUUCCCGAGGUGUGGAUCUUCAAAAGAAGAACGGAGCGCAUCACGGUAUUUAUUUCCUCUAAAUCCAAUCCGUUCUGCUUCAAAUGCAGAGCAAGGGGACACUUGGGAAUGCACUGCCCACAAUCGGGUACUGGUUCGGGUGCGGGUUCGGGGGGGAGACAGCCACAACUGAAACAAUCAAUGUUGGUCGAAGCGGAUAACAAGCCAGGAGUUUGGUACAUAAACUCCGCACAUUACAGAGGCUGGAUCUUCGAUGAUAAUCUGGAGACACCAAGAUGGAUAUGGGUUCUCAGCAGUACUCCCACUUUGAAACCAGACAUCUAUCCACCUUACGACAGCCGCUGGAGACAAGCAGGGGCAAAGCGCAUGGAGGACAAAGAUGUAGGCUACAUCCACAAGCCGAUGAUAGACGAGGACACAAUACUGGACGAUAAACAGCGGUUGCAGACCAUGGCCGAAUUGCACAAGCUGGGACAAGAGGCCGAAAUGGCCUUUUUGGAGAACAAAAGAGCGAGGGAGGAGGCUGAGAGAAAUCAGCGGAAGGGAGAAAAGGGAAAGGGGAAGAAGAAGAAGGAUUCAAAGAGAACACACACGGGUAGCAGGGAGGAGGAAGCCGCAGCCUCGCAAGGCCAAGACCAGAGUUCGGGUAUGGGAGAGGCGGGGCUAGGGGGGGCCAAAGUCCAGAGCGAGGGGAUGAACAUAACACCAUCUGGGGCAGGAGAUUCUUCAUCUUCUUCAUCGGACCGGCACACGAGACCAGGCACCCCAUCAGGGGGUAGCAGCCCAUCAAUCAGUACGCGGAGGGAUAGUGGGGGAAAUAUAAUGGAAGACCCGCUGGAUGAUUCAAAAGGGGGAAAGGAUAGUGAAGAAGAGGACAGAAUGUCGCAGGACUCGGGAGGGGACUCGGAGGAAGAUACUGAAGAGGAGGAAUGGGAAGACGCGGAGGAGGAGGAGGAACCGGAAACGCUGGCUCAAUGGAUCAGAACAGUGCAUAAGCUGAAGUGGGAAAGGCACAUCGAAUGUGAAGUACGGCUGGCACAUCAUAAGCACCUACGCAAUCUGAAGCAGGCUACUUCAGCGGGUGAUGAUAUUACCUCGACGAACAGAUUUGAAUGGUUGAGGAAAGAGCAGGAGGUCAAUGAGUUCUACGCAGCUCAGUAUGCUUGGAAGGCCAGCCCAAGCAAUAAUGACAUUUCGGUGCACAACGGGAACUACGCCAAGCAGUUCAUAUGGCCCAAAACGUACCAACCACAAGGGCUGAAAAGGUUAGAGCAGAAAAGGAAAGCCCAGCAGGAGGCAGAGGACAAGGCGAGCAGCGGGACCCAGGGAGCAGAAAGCCCAGCACGGGGGGUGGAGGAGAAGGAGCACAUUGAGGAAGAGAAGAGACAGGCAACGAUCCUGGAGGCACAAAUCAACGUCCUCAAGGAUCAAAACAGGGAAUUGGAGGCGGAUACCAUUAAUCUGCUAAAGAUAGCCUGCUCUCCGCAGGGAGACAUAAAUGCAGCAGCCAAGCUCUUCGCAAGACACAACCCGGGGAGGAGAAUCAUCAUACCUUACCGCUGGAACAGCGGCAACUUGGACUGGGAGGUGGCCAUCCACAAGACCUUGGCUCUAAUCUCAGCAAAGGACAGUCACUGCGCGCAGGAUAAGCUUAAGGAACAGAUCUCAGAGGAUCUCCCCGACAGGGCUCAGAUGGUGGGGAGCCUCUCCCAAGAUCGGGAGGAGUGGGAGGACUCGGCGGGUGGUAAGCAAACAGUGGACUACAGGCCUAUACUACUCAGAUUGCAAGAGAAGGCCAAGCUGGCAGAGGGAAUGAUAUGGAUGCCUUGGCAGGUGGUGGAGGCAAUACCGUACGGGCUUUUGGGAGGAACGGAGGCAGCGGAAUGGGUGGCUAGAGGGGCAGCGAUUCUCUCCAAGGCGGAUGUCUUCUCAUGGAAGCCAGAGUAUAUAGACACCAAGAUAGCACCCUUGGUGACUGAAUUAGAAUGGUCACAAGCGGGCUCGUGAGGAAGUGCUCGUUAGUGAACCAGAUCCAGGGAACAUAAUAAAUGGCAGGGGAUCAG